AUGGUUCGGAGAAAGAACCCGAAGAAUUUGACGCGGACGAUUAUGACUACGCUACUUGUAAUCCUACUGACGAUGUACUGUACUGAUGAGGAUUUUGUGGACAACAUUGACCACGAAACAUAUGGCUACGGCGAAAAUAAUGAUUUUGACAAUGAUUACAAUGAUUAUUCUGAUGCAGAUGAUGAUGUACACGCAUCCCCAGAUGAUGCGAUAUAUCAUAUAUUUUUUGAACAACUAAUCGAGGCACGAGAAAAAAGCGCCAAAAAAGAGCGUGAAUCACGAUUUAUUCCCUCAACACGACGUUAUCUUAAUGCGUUGUUUACGGUGCGCGAAAAAUCGAUCAACGGUACGAUCAUCAAGAAUUUGUUGUACCUGAUUAGGAAUAUUAUAUCGGGUCACAUCAGUGUAAAUGUUGCAGACAUCGACAAAGAAUUGAUGCGUGAACUUCUCAACAAAAACACGACGAAAGACGAAAUUCGUUUACACCUCAUAGAGGAUCGUAGAUUACACAUCUAUCUUCGUCGUGCGUUAAAGGUCGUGGAAGAAAGUAAAAAAAAUGGGCGACAAUGUGAAAAAACUAAUGAUGUUAGACAGCGAGAAAUACAACAAACUGGUGACAAUGUUACAACAAGUUACCCAACAACAAAACAUUCUGGCCGAUACCAACCGUACCCCGGCAGAAGCCGAGUUGUUGGAAAGUCACGGGGAUAUGGUAAAGUCUGUGAAAGAUAAAUCUGUCCGUGCUCCUGCAGACAUUGUUAAUUAUGUGAAAAAAACCCGUAAAUAUUUAGAAGAAAAACAGGCUACGCAACCUCCACCAGUGCCCGAUGCCGAUGGCAAUGAUGCUGCUGCUGCUGUUGCCGUAGGGACGGUUGCAUAUCAUCGGGCCCAAAUUGUUAAACAUUUUAAAAAUCGGCAAAUAAAACAAUCAGCGGGGGGUAAACUGCAACUUGGGGAAACGGUUACAAACAUAUCUUUUGACGAUCUUAUGAAAGAUCUCACACAUAAUUAUAAAAAGAAAAAACUGAAUCUGAAUGAUGCAGAGCAGCGUAAAGCCUUGUUGGCGCUACGACAUUCAGGAAUGCCUGCUAGUUAUAUUCGUAAUGACGUGCUGCAUGACAAAUACAGAAAUUUAUUACAGACCCCGCCACGACAACUACCGACACAACACGCACCACAACAGUCACCAACAGUCACCCCCCGGUUGUAUAAACCUGUAAAAAAACAGCGGGUAUUGGGCACACCCCGUUGGUAUAUGGGAUGA
This is a messenger RNA of Paramuricea clavata, 1264 nucleotides long. Lineage: Eukaryota; Metazoa; Cnidaria; Anthozoa; Malacalcyonacea; Plexauridae. The record is from the annotation of a GenBank genome assembly.